AUGCCAUUUAUUACUGAACUGGCAGGUUUGCGUCUGUUGAACAUUGUUAAACUCACAUUUACUUUACAACGACACCCACAGAGCUGUGAGGUGCCGGACACGUCAAUACCAUAUGUCAAAAUACAGCCCAGAGGCUGCUCCCACUCCUCCAGCUUGGGGCAGCGAUCCAGAGGACCGUUAACUCCGCAGCUGCACGCAGCACGGCUUCAGCGAUGCAGACGCCGCAAAGCAGGGCCCCCCAGCCCCAGGGCUGAAUAUUUACCAGAAAUCACCAAGGACUCAGUUUAUCCUGUAGAUGCCAAGGAAGAACUCUUGGAUGAAUGUGAGAGUAUUUGGAAGCAGAUGGAAGAGUGUCAGAGCAAGCUAAUGCAUCUAGGAACGGAAACACUGUUAAAAUCAGAUGCCAAGCUUUCCUUGUUAAUGACGCGACUGAAAGCUUUAACAGCGGAAUAUAAUCAAUGGCAAAAAAGAAGUCCUGAAUUAAUUUCUACCAAUCAAGAUGUACUCUUAGCAUUAGGAAAAGAAGAGUUGCAGAAAGUAAAGAAUGAUCUUGAAAUGGUGCUGUCAACAGUUCAGUUAAAGAAUAAACAACUGGAAGAAGAACUGAAAAGAGAACAGCAGUGGCAUGAGGAACAGGAGCAGAUACUAGAUACUCUUAAUGGAAUUGAAGAAGAGACAAAAACUCAAGUUGAACAACUUUCCGAACAAAGUCUGAAUACUAGAGUAUUUCAUGAACUGCAAAGCAAAAUGUUGAAACUAAAGAUAUAUAAGGAAGAACUCUUGGAUGCUCUGGGUGAAUUCCUAGAAGAACAUUUUCCGCUUCCAGAGAAGGGUGGAAGUGCUAAAAAGAAGAAUUCUUCUGAAAAGCCAGCUGUAGAACUGAUAACACUGCAUGAAAUUUUAGAGAUUCUUAUAAACAAAUCAAUGACCACACCACAUGAACCCUAUGUAACAAUCAGUGACUCAUUUUGGCCACCUUAUAUUGAGCUGCUGCUGCGAUAUGGAAUUGCCCUGAGACAUCCAGAAGAUCCAAACAGAAUACGCCUAGAAGCCUUUCACAUGUAGUGUGACCUACAUGCUUACUUUAAAACAAACAAAGCACCAGUACUCUUACUUGGGGGCUAAGACAUACUUAUGUUUAUGAUAAGGUUUUUU
Molecule: messenger RNA, 1155 nt
Organism: Pygoscelis adeliae (Adelie penguin)
Lineage: Eukaryota; Metazoa; Chordata; Aves; Sphenisciformes; Spheniscidae
Gene: CENPK
Product: centromere protein K
Exons: 10
Coding region: 1-1065 (354 amino acids)
Biological process (GO): kinetochore assembly; mitotic sister chromatid segregation
Cellular component (GO): nucleus
Source: RefSeq, a predicted model, not a curated record